This is a messenger RNA of Brenthis ino (lesser marbled fritillary), 1143 nucleotides long. The record is from the annotation of a GenBank genome assembly. NCBI's taxonomy places the organism in Eukaryota, Metazoa, Arthropoda, Insecta, Lepidoptera, Nymphalidae.
AUGUGCAAGUCUGAUUAUACACCAAGGGUUCCGUACCCGUAUUUUAAUGACAUAUUUCAGAAUGACUUUAUAAAACAUGAAAUUCAUCGUGUGUCUUGCGUGGUGGCUUUCGCUAUAGCUGAAAAUGCCGGCAAUGAGCUAUGUCUAUUUAGCAUUAUCGGUCAAGUCUUGCAAAAUUUAAGACUUAAAGCAAUAGUACUCGAUCCCCUUGUAGUUCAGAAACCUGAGAUCGACUCAUAUGAGCCCAUUAAUGUCGGCGUCGUCAUCAUAGAUAAUAACCUGCAGAAUCCUCAUCUAUCGAAAUCCCCAAUUCCUUGUACCCUCUACAUCCUGCUCCAGUUUCCCUUCUCCCGUAUUCAGAUCUAUGCCAUCCAGCUUAUUCUUAAUGUUGAAUCUGGAUCUGGUGUCAGCGGCAGUGAAAACCUGAUAGAGCGUACAGCAGAUAUUAUGUUACGAGAAGGUUAUUUAGACGCUGGAUAUAAUUACGUGGGGAUAGACGAUUGUUGGCUAGAGAAAGAUCGGGAUGAAAAUGGCCGUCUAGUUCCUGAUCGGGAAAGAUUUCCUAAUGGCAUGAAAGCCGUUGCUGAUUAUCUUCAUGAAAGAGGUUUUAAGUUUGCUUUAUACCAAGAUUAUGGUAGCAAAACGUGUGGAGGCUACCCUGGUGUACUGGGUCAUGAGGAAAAUGAUGUCAAAACAUUUGCCGAUUGGGGUGUUGAUUACAUAAAAUUAGAUGCAUGUAAUGUUGAUGUAACUAAAUAUGAUUUUGGUUAUCCCUAUUUUGACAGAUUAAUGAAUGAAACUGGAAGGCCUAUGGUCUAUUCGUGUAGUUGGCCAGCUUAUCAAGAGAAGCCAGAUUACUCUUCCAUUGCAAAGCAUUGCAACUUAUGGCGGAAUUAUGGUGACAUCGAAGACUCAUGGAGUUCCUUGAUCCAAAUCAUGACGUGGUUCGCUGAACAUCAAGAUGAAUAUGUUCAAUAUGCUGGACCAGGCAAUUGGAAUGAUCCUGACAUGCUCAUAAUAGGCAAUUAUGGAUUAUCUUUGGAUCAAGCGAAAGUGCAAAUGGCAGUGUGGUCGAUAUUACCUGCACCGUUACUUAUGAGUGUUGAUUUAGCUAAAAUCAGACAAGAGUAUAAAAUAUACUUC